UCUCCCCCGGAGGAACAAUAAAACGAGGGUGAACAAAAAUCUGAUGCUGGCGUUAACGGUAAACGUGAUCGGCGAAUGGGCUUGAAGAGGUUUCUAAAACCCAUCGCUAAACCACCGCCCCCGUCGUCGUCACCGCCCCUUUCUCCGAUCCCCAACCCUCCGCUUCCGGCCCCACCUGAUACUUCUCUCUCCCCACUUCCUACUCUUACUCUCUCUCCCAACUCCCACUAUCAUCACCUCCUUCGCUUCGUCAAGAUCCAUCUCACUCCUCCUUUCACGCCGGACAGCCUUCUCCACUUCCUCAAAUCCAAGCUCCAUCACCAUCCUAGUUUCACCAUCUAUGACUUUCAUAUCUUCAACUGGGCUGCCACUAUCGACUCUUAUCGCCACAAUCACUCUACUUUCGAAUGGAUGGCUCGUACUCUCGCAGUUACGAACCGCCUGGUCGAACUCCGAGCUCUUCUCCAAUUCAUGGUUUCCAAUCCUUGCCCCUGCUCCGACGGUAUAUUCUCUUGCUCUAGAACUGAAUCCAUAUUCCAGUUUUCGAUUAACGCUUUUUGUAAAGCCCGAAAACUGGACGAUGCUGUUUUCGCUUUUGAGUGCAUGCGGAGAUUGAUUGAUGGGAAACCUAAUGUUGUGAUUUGUAACUGCUUGAUUCAUGGGUUUGUAAAAUGCGGAAGGCAUGAUAAAGCGUUGGAAUUUUAUGAUAGAAUGAUAAGAGAUAGAGUGAAGCCUGAUGUGUUUACCUUUAAUAUUUUGAUCAGUAGUUAUUGUCGAAAUUCACAGUUUGGAUUGGCUUUGGAUUUGUUUAAGGAGAUGAGGGAAAAGGGAUGCAAUCCCAAUGUGGUCACUUUUAAUACUUUGAUUAAGGGGCUCUUUAGGGAGCGGAAGAUUGAAGAAGGGAUUGAGAUGGCUUACGAGAUGAUUGAGCUGGGGUGUCAGCUCUCAAGCGUGACAUGUGAGAUUUUAGUUGAUGGACUUUGUAAGGAAGGCCAGGUUUUGCGGGCAUGUGAGAUAUUAGCAGACUUGUCCAGCAAGAGACUUUUGCCCAAUGGAUACGAUUAUUUUGUUUUGGUGGAGACUCUAUGUGGAAAAGGUAAUGUUGCUGUGGCAUUGGAGCUUAUUUAUGAGCUAUGGAACCAAGGAAAUGCCCCUAGCUUGAUUGCUUGCAUUACAUUAAUUGACGGCUUAAGGAGCUUGGGGAAGACUGAAGAAGCAUUUAGAUUGUCAGAAAAGAUGCUCAAGGAAAAUAUGGUUCUCGAUAUUGUGACUUUUAAUUCUGUUCUUGAGGAUACUUGUAAUAUGCGUAGAACAGCAUAUGCAGAUAAGUUGAGAUUGCUGGCUUCAAGAAAAGGUUUGAAACCAGAUGGCAUGACCUAUAGAAUUUUGGUUUCUGGGUAUGCACGAGAGGGCAGUCAAAAGGAGGGAGAAUCAGUGUUAAAUGAAAUGUUGGAUAGGGGAUUUAUAUCUGAUCUUGCUACGUAUAAUAAAUUGAUGAAUGGGUUCCCUAAUUGAUAAUGUUCUAAACCCUGGAAGUAAAAUUAUAGGCAAUGUAGCAUUUAAUUGGUCCUCAAUUAUGACUUAUGUAAACUUGAUGCAAAGAUGACUGAGAAACUCUCAUGCUGGACAUAAGAAUUGUCGUAAGAAACUUAAUUCUCUGUUUUGUAUUUAUCUAUUAUGUUACCUUUUUCCCC
Neltuma alba is the source of this 1694-nucleotide messenger RNA. RefSeq names its product pentatricopeptide repeat-containing protein At2g36240-like. The transcript has a single exon. The coding region runs from base 76 to 1515 and encodes 479 amino acids. NCBI's taxonomy places the organism in Eukaryota, Viridiplantae, Streptophyta, Magnoliopsida, Fabales, Fabaceae. The record is from RefSeq and is a predicted model, not a curated record. Gene Ontology annotation, molecular function: protein binding.